Messenger RNA from Onychomys torridus (southern grasshopper mouse), 1519 nucleotides. It is a transcript of the gene Ribc1, whose product is annotated as RIB43A domain with coiled-coils 1. Bases 236 to 1375 code for a protein of 379 amino acids. The transcript is spliced from 7 exons. Lineage: Eukaryota; Metazoa; Chordata; Mammalia; Rodentia; Cricetidae. The record is from RefSeq and is a predicted model, not a curated record.
UAGAGAGGACUUAGGUGAGGUGAGAUUGGAAUGUAAAGGAGGAUGAGGGGACUCCUAGACUCCUAGACAACGGAGAUACACGUUGGGGAAAGUUGUAUUGUGAGGUACCACCCCUAUCGUCUGCCUCUCUCUUAUUUCUCCAAGCAGAAUUCCAAGACUGCCGUUGUAAAUCCUAGAGCCAACUUGGACCCUGUCCACUUAAGAGCUUCAAAAUUGGAAUUCUAUACUGAGAAAGAUGUAUAAGUUAGACCUCCUACCAGAUCCCAAGGAGAUAGCAGCAGUAGAGGCUAGAAGAAGUCGGGAAAAGGAGCGACAAUGCCGAUUCUUCAACGUGCGGAACCGAGUCAUGGGGGUGGAUGUGCAUGCCCUAAACUACCAGGUGGAGGAACGAAAGCUUCGGGAAGCAAUGGAGCAAAGCAAAGAUAUGGCUUAUGGUACCAAGCAUGUGCACUAUGAUCUGGUAGCACAGAUGUUAGAGAAGGAAGAGGCAGAACGGGCAUGUCGGUUGUCCAAGAAAGUACAGGAUUUUCGGGAGCAAAGGCAGCAAUUCAGGAAUGGACAAGAAUGUGACUUCUGGGAUCCAAAACAACAAGUCCAGGAGUUUCCAGUCCCUUAUUAUGACAGUGGCACGUACUUUGGCCCAGCCAGCAUGCAGUACUUCCAUGGAGAGGACCCAGAAAGGGCCUCACGCCUGAAAAUGCAGCAAGAACAGUUGAGAUACAACCUGGAGAGACAGCUACAGGAACAACAGGCAGCCAGAGACGAGGAGGUGCGCGCAGCUUUGCUUAGUGACCAGCUGCGCCUAGCUGUGAACACAAGAGCAGCUGAACUAGCCAGGCUGGAGGAGUCCUGUCGAGCAGCCAUGAGGACUGCUAUGGCCAAUGCUAACAAAGCCCAGGCAGCUAAGAAGGCCCUGCAGCAGCGCCGUGAACAGCAGCAGCAACAGGAGGCCAAACUCAAGGAGAUCAAGAAACAAGUCACCAGUGAUCUACUGACCGAGAAUCCUCAGGCUGCCCAGCGCCCCCAGAAUCCCCACCGCGUCCUGCCCUAUUGCUGGAAGGGUAUGACUGCAGAGCAGCGGGCCGCCAUCAGGAAAACCCAGGAAACACAACGACAAGAGAAAAAGGAACAGCGCCGAGUGGAAAAGUCCCUGGAGGCUGAGUGGGGACGCCAAACCGUCCGCUUGGCUGAGGCAGCACUGGAGCUGGAAGAACAGGAGAGGCAGUUGUGUGCGGAAUUUCGCAGGGGGCUGGGCUCCUUCAACAAGGAGUUAGCUAGGGAACAAGCAGCCCAGCAAAAUUACCUAAAUUCAGUCAUCUACACCAAUCAUCCUACGGCUCAGUAUUACCUACAGUUCAACACCAGCAGCCGCUGAAGCCUGGAUGAUCACCUCCCUUCUCACCUAUCAAUCUUCCAGGUGGCUAGGAGUCGACGAGAAAAUGCAACAUACCCCUGUCUCUAAUCUCUCCUCAGUAGGAGGGAACUAAACCCCAAACUCCACUUUCUACCCUAGGCAAUA